AUGGUUACGAUCCAACGGUUCAAACGUAUUGAACCCGGAAAUCACACAUUAGGCAAGAUCCGUUCAACGUUAUCCGAAUUAAGAUCCAUGAAAUCCUACGCGCUCAUGGGGACUAGGAGAUUAUUGCAGGCUGAUUGUGGUACCCACCCUGCUGCCCACGCACCGCCACACGCGCCGGCAGCGAGUGGUGCCUAA
This is a messenger RNA of Prunus armeniaca (apricot), 195 nucleotides long. Lineage: Eukaryota; Viridiplantae; Streptophyta; Magnoliopsida; Rosales; Rosaceae. The record is from the annotation of a GenBank genome assembly.